This is a messenger RNA of Xyrichtys novacula (pearly razorfish), 8933 nucleotides long. The record is from the annotation of a GenBank genome assembly. Lineage: Eukaryota; Metazoa; Chordata; Actinopteri; Labriformes; Labridae.
AUGAGCCGGAAGUGCUGUGUCGUAUUGAAACUCUCGGCAGUACUAAUAUCCGAGCUGCACCUGAACGCAUCAGCACAGCGCCUGAUUCCAGUAAGUGGAGCUGACGGCCGAUCGGUGCUGCUGCGUCAAGUGACCGCAAACAUGUGAGUUUACUGUUUAAUCCCAACUUUAUCAUCUUUUUUUAAAGCUUUAUCAACAAAGUCAAUGUUAAAAUAAGUCAUUUGUGCAGAAGAAUAACUUUUAAAGUCUUAUCGGGUGUUAUCUUGACCUCUUCUAACUUUCGGUUUCUUUAUGAUUGUUAUUCGCAAAGCCACCUGAAAAUAAAACCAUCAACAACAGAUUUUCAGUCAUUUCUCAGCAAAGGGAAUCAUUAUCAUAUUUGUUUUUAACUUUUAUAGUGCUAUAACAGCGUCUUUAACUCAGGUGUGGAUAUAUAUUCAGUUUGGGAGGAGGUGAAAAUCCAGAUUUGAAGUGCGCGAUAACAUAAAAACAUGAUCAGGAAGUAUUAAUCAUAGACCACAGCGCUUCUGCUCGGUAUGAGGACACAGAUCAGCUUGUCGCACCUGCUGUCAUCAGUCAGACUCAUGAAAUGUUGUUUCCUCAUCAGUCUUAUCAUAUUUACUCAGCAUGGAGAUCCCUAAAGAGGCAGCUGACCCUGCAGCACGCAGCUUUUCCCAGGUGGUGUUCACGGACAUCCCUAAGUCAUACCCACCAGCAACCUCCAUCACCUGCGGCUACACCCUCACUGAGACCUUACAGCCAAAUCCUAGGGACUGGGUGGGGGUUUUUAAGGUAAAUGAGCCUUUUAGAGUCUCAUUAAACAACUUCUUAUACUGUUAUGACUAAUUAUGAGUCAUGCAGUUUUAUUUUACUUAUGACUGAGAAAAUAGAGUGAAUAAAAAAUGUGCUACUCGGUCAGUUUUCACUCAUCCAAUGACCUGAAUAAACACUGGAGAGGAAUCAUAGUUAAUACUGUAACACUGAAAACCCAAGACUGGUCAACUCCUCAUGUUUAUCUCUGAAUUCUUUUACAGGUGGGGUGGAGCACAACAAAAGACUAUCAUACCUUUGUGUGGGUGGAGCCGUGCUUGGAUGUGGUAGGCCAGCAGUCAGUGACACGGCAGGCUAUUUUUAAGGGUAAGAAACCCAGUUUCACUUUUGUACAGGGUGAAGUUUGGUCAUAUUUGUUACGUACACGUCCUGUCAGGGGCUUCUGAAAACUCUGGGUCUGAUGUGUAAACAGUCGAAGCUUUACUUUACACCGCUGACUCUUCAAUCUGUUUUCAUGAGCUGACGUUACGUAAGUCUGAUCCUCUGGCUCAGUGUUGUUGACACAGACUCUCAGGGCCUUCAUAUCUGGGCCAGUCUGAUCCUAAAGUUAGAUACUGUUGUCCACAAAGCUGACGUGUCCAACACAGGGUCAUUAAUUAUAGUUUCUUAUAGAUAAAGAGAUAAGGACAUUUUAUUUACACUUUAUUUUUUAUUAGUUAGACUAGGUUGUAGGGGUUUAUCAAUACAUCAGCUCAGCCUCUAGUUUCGCUUUCACAUACAGUCAAUGUAUCCAGUUGUUUCACAGUAAUUAGAUAAUGGCAAGCUAAUCAGCUCUUUAUUUUAAUUUACUGUAAGGUUUUUGUAUUUUUUAGUGAUGAGAUAUUUUAGAUUUAUUGUUAUUAAACUGCUCAAAGAGGAAUUAAAGCAGCUAGAGAGGUUUUUAAAGCAGCUAUUUGUUCAAAAAUGUAUAUAUUUCUGAACUUAAAGGUUGUUUUGUGAAAACUUGACAGUGUAAUAAAUGCCUGGAUGAAUGAGGAACUGAGAGUUAGUGUAAACAACAGGCUGUUAUGGCUGACACCGCCCCGCUUGAACCAGUUUCAGGGAUUAAAAAUUACAACAUAAGAAUCUUCAGUCUUGUUUGUUUUUGUUCAUCAUGAAUAAAAUCCCUUUUUCAUAAAGGUCAAAAAACUCCUCACAGGAGCUUUAAUAUUGAUCGCUAAUAUUUUAUAAUGAAGUUUAAUUUAAUUUAAAAGAUUUGCACAUUUUACAGACGAAAGAAUUAAUAGAUGUAAGUGAAAAUCUAUCUAUCUAUCUAUCUAUCUAUCUAUCUAUUUAUCUAAAUAAUAACUAAGUGUCUGGUGUCUGGACCAUAUGACCCAACCUACUGAUAAAAAGAGUAAAAAACAGUCACGUUAUUUAGAUGUCUCUUUUUAGUUCUUAUUUUCACCCUGAAGACAGAGUUACAGGACUGUCAGUGACCAUUUCAGUCAAUACCAAAAAUCCAACAAUUUGGCAACGUAUCAAAAGCACAGUGAUAGUCGGAAAGGUGAAUUAAAGGUGCGUGUCUCUCGUUUUGUCAGAUUACUACCUGCCCAAAGAUGAGAUCGAGUUCUAUCAGUUCUGUUACGUGGACAGCAGUGGCCAAGUGCGAGGAGCCAGCACGCCGUUCUGUUUCAGAAACCCGGUGGAGACGAGCCUGGAGAGCAGCCCGGAUGAUGACCUCCUGGUUAUUACAACACAGGUAUCAGAUGUGAAUCACAGAUAUAGACCGUCUGUACGAUGGUAAUAAAUAACUAAAGUAGACCGUGUCAUCUUAAAACCGUGUUUUUGAACUCUAACUCUGGUUACUGAUUUAUUUCUUUUUAUAUCGAAGUCAGAAGACAAAAGUAAAUAAGAGGUUUCAUUGACUUUACGUGUGUUUUUGAACUCAGGAGCAGGUUGAUCAGAGCGUACGAGAGAAAGCUGAACUGCAGAGAGAGCUGGAUCAGAUCAUGGCAGAGAAGGAAACCUUCAAAAACGCUCUCCAGCAGGAACAGCAAGACGCUGCCAAAUUAAAGGUUUCUAAUCUCAUUUAUUUUAAAAACUCAUUAGUUUUGCUGACAGAACAAUAGAUGACCAUUUAAUCAGAUUUUUAACUGGAGUGAUUUAUUCACAGGAGGAGAACGAAGAGAAAGAGAAGGAAAACAGUCGGCUGGUCAGAGAGCUGGAUCAAGUGAAGGAGCAGAAUGAAAACCUGAACAGCAUCCUGCAGCAGCAGCAGAAAGAAACGGAGCAGCUGAAGGUUUGUUUUCAGUCUACGUGUGAAAUCUAAAAAUCUGUUUCAGUGUAAAACUUAAACACUGGUGUUUCAUUCAGGAGGAGAUCGUGACCCUGAAGACAAAACAGACGCAAGAGGACGAGCGGAGUCAAAGUCAGAGAUUAGAGGACGAAACGAAACAGAAAGAGGUGAGAUAAGUUUCACUGUUUGGGAAAAGUGUUUGCAGAAAAUCCACAGAACAGAAAAACAACUGGACCUCUCUUUUUGAGUGUUUUAUGACAUUUUUAAAAAUAUUUUGAAGAAACGAAGAAAAAUUCUUACUGGGAAUCAGGACUGUGUCGAAUUUUCUCCAAGGAAACAUCAGGGUCCUGUUGAAUGUUGAUUAAUUAAAUUAAAGCUAUCUGAUUGGUUCAAAUCUUAAUAUCUGGAUAAGAAAUUGUAGUAGAUCUGGUAAAUCAAUCUUGUUUUGAGUAAGUUUAAGAUCUUUUAUCCUAUUUAAAAAAGUCUAAAAACCUUUAAAAGCUUGGAGGACAAACAAUUUUUUGGGUUUUUCUUUUUCAGAAAUACGACCGCGCUGUGAUGAAGAUCAACCAGCUGAAAGCCGAGCGAGAGGAGCUGAGAGGGACGGUCGAAUCUCAGAGUACAGAGGUCAAAACGUGAGUCAGUUCUUCCUUUUUAAUCAUGUUGAUGUUGAAAGUUUCCCUGAAUACUAAGAGCUGAUUUUCUGAAUUUAAGGCUCAACUCCAAACUCAGAGAACAAGACAGAGAGCUGCUAAAAAUGAAAGACAGCGUCCAACUCCUUCAGGUAAAACUUUUCUGCUGUGUGAAGCUGCAGAGAUGUGAAGACCUCACUGCUAUUUAACUCUGGUUUUGUCAUGUAUUGAGCUACACUGGGGUGGUGGUGGUAUUUCAGAUCAAGUCUUUGUUUUUGAAAUCAGAAAGCUCCAGUCACCAGCUUUCCUUAAGUCAUAACCUCACAGUAGAGAUUUCAUAAUCUGCUCCAUGUGCCAUCAUGAGACCGGGUGUAAAAUCUGCCUGAUCAGAAAUAAGAAUAUUAUGGAGAGGUGGGUGGCAGGGUCGCUAAAAACUCGUGUCCUGUUUCAGAAAUGUUCUUGGUUACCCCAGAAAACCGCAGAAAGGACUUUGAUUAAAGACUAUUUUAUCAAUUAUAAAGUUAAAAAAAACAAAAACUAACGCACACAUCAUUUCGAUUGACUUGAUUUAAUCUUCAUUCUUUUUUUUUUUUAAGUAGAAACUUGUGUUAAUAAAUGACAAACCAAACAAUACAGGUCCUCAGCACGUGUGUCUUACCUGUGCAGGUGGAUCUUCAGAGCGCUGAGACAGAGAAGGGACGCCUCUCUGUGGAGCUGCUGAGACUGCAGACCGCCUUACGCGACAUGGACGACCUGAAGAGAGCGAACGAGGAGUUAACCAUGAAAAUUUCACACCUGGAGGCCAUGAGCUGUCCGGAUGACGACCUGAGGGUAGAAAAAUACUUUAUUUCAAUUCUCAAAAAGGGGUGAAAUUUAUUUUUUCUCCGCUGUACUUACUCUGUGAUUCUUUGUCUUCUUUGAGAUGGAGUAUCAGGCUCUUGCUGAGAAGUUCCAGGACGCUCAGGUGAAGCUGGUGGUUGAGAAGGAAGAGUCCAAAGCUGCAAAGAGACAAGCCGAGUUUCUGGACCGUGAGCUGAGGGACAUCAAAGAACAGCUGAUGAAAGCGGUGUGUUUACGUGAAGAGGCGGAGCAGAGAACCGGCAAACAUGAGGUAAAGUCCAGGAACCAAAACAUAAUAUUCAGAUAACCUUACCUUUGUGUGUAAGGUGGAUAAAUCAGGUUGUGAAAACUGUGGCUUUAUUUUCCAGCUGAAUCUGAAAGAGAUGAACGAGCUGAUCGCAGAGAGAGACACCAUCAUCGAGGAGAAAGAAGACAUGAUCAGGCUGGAGAGACAGGAGAAAGAGUGGCUGGCCAGAGAAAACGAGGUACAUCAAUGAACAACCUCUCCGUUCAGAAAGUCUCUCUUUGAGUUCAGACACUUUUAUUUAUUUUUAUUUCUGUCAGACUCUCAACAGAGACAUCGAGGGGCUGCGCAGACUCAACGCCGACCUCCAAGCAGCUUCGCCCGCUGACCAAACACACAGUCAGCCCGACCCCACACCGCCGCCACGCACUGCCUCAGCCACACCUGAAAGGCAACAGCUGGAGAUCCCUGAGCAAGAGGAGCCGCAGUACGAGAGCAUCGGUGAGAGAGUCACACAAGCAAACGAGGGAUUCAUGUUUGAGAAAUCUGUUCAAACUGACAAAAUACUUGGAUCUCUGCAGCGACAAACGAGUUUAAAUAUUCAUUUGGGGGAAAAUUAUGAUUCAGACAGUUAGAACCUCAAACUUUACUAAAAUUCUUUAUCAGUAGGACUGCUAUCGUGAAAUUAAAGUGUUUGACAUGUUGCCUUAAUACAUCCUUACCUCUUUAGAUGACAUAUCAUGUGAUUGGGAGCUGAAUCCACAUCACACGGUCAUUCCUCGUGUCUGUAAAUAAAUGAGUCAUUUCUAAAAAACCGUCUCAGGAGUUAUGUAAAUGAAUGAAACCAUCAGCUGCAGCUUUUAAAUAAACUAAUGAGGAAUGUUUGUGCCGUUUCACGCUAACCCGUGUCCUCUUGUCUUGCAGGGUGCGUUGCAGAUCCAGAGGAAGAGGUGAGUCAAACCAGAGUGGGCAGAGUUAGUCCAGGACUGUUGUCAAAUUAAUCUAUAUAUAGUCUUAAAGAGUUCAUUGACAUUCAUAAACAUAUAAAAAUAGAUGUAACGAUAAACACAGCAUCCCACGUAAACCUGAAACUUCCUACGAUCUGACAGGAAAAACUUCAUACUGUUACGAGUGAAUUAGGAACUUUGAACAAUUUCAGGGUCAGGGGGAAAUUUACUCAAAUCUUCCAGGAACACGUGUCUGCAAACAGAUUUAUAUUUCUCCUAAAUUAGAAUAUGCUUUGUGAUAAUGUCGUUUGUUUUGGCAAUUAUACAAUCCUACAGAAAGCUGUUUUUUUGUAAGUCUGGGGAAAGUGCAGCAAAGAAAUCGCUCAUUUUAAAGUGUCCCAGGUGUUUAAAAUAAGAUAGAUGAAAAUCUUAAUUUGGUGUUUUUGCCAGAAUGAUCUGCUGCUAAUACAUCCCUGUGUCCUGGAGUGAGCCAAAUCUCAUCCAGGAAAACAUUCAAUUCUCCUCAAUCAGAGUGACAAGUUCCUGACUCUGGGAAUAAACUGUUAUUGAAAAUGUAAACUCAGGCCCAGGUGUAAACCCCUAAAUCCUGUCUCUCUCUCUCUCUCUCUCUCUCUCUCUCUGUCUCUCUCUCUCUCUCUCGCACAUGUUCUGAAAGUGCUUCGUCUGUUUACAGUUUAUUUUUCGCAGCGGACUUAAAACAUAAUCCAGCCCGUCUUCUGUUACCUCCUCUAAUGUUCUCUCUCUCUCUCUCUCUCUCUAUUUCUGCGUCGCGGCAGGCGCUGGUGUGUCGACACUGCCAGGAAAGCUUCCCUGGAAUAACCCAAGAGGAACUGGAGCAGCACGAGCAGAGUCACCGAGUUUGUCCGUUCUGCACGAUGAUCUGUGACAACAUGGAGCAGUCUGUGUUUGAGGAUCACGUCUACGGUCACGAGCUGUGAGGAAAACACCGGGUUAAAUACAGCCUGCAGGGUAUCAUGUAUAUGUCAGAAGGAGAAUAUUGACUUACAUGCUGGGUGGUCAGGUGUGUAACCACCGUACACACAAACUUGUAAACGUUUCCCAAAGCAUACUGAAGUUUUGUUGAUUUCUCACCUUAGAGUCGGUAAUGGGUCCGUUGUGCGGGACGAAUCAGCUGUCAGAGACCUGAAACCAUCCAGAGUUAUGCAAUCCAUCACCGUGAACAUGAUGUCCCGGUUUAUUUUGGUCUUAUGUUGUCAUGUCAGUGAACGGGGUUUGUUUUAGAUAUCCACAUAACUAGGAUGGCUCUCAUUUGACUUGUUUACAUUCUUCGACUCACAGCUGAAAGUACUCCCCCCUUUUUUUUCACUCGUCUGGCGUUAAAAUAUACCAAAAAGUAAAGGCGAUUUGUACAACAUACAUCUAUUUUAUAAAAAAACAAAUGACGUCUGCAUCACCCUGCUCCUAUCCAAUCAUUAUCCUCAUUUAUCCAACAUUUGAGACGAGUAAGCCUCAUUUUAAGCCCAGAAAAGCAUCACAUAAGGCGCCGCUGGUAACGUAUUUUAGGCGCUACUAUGAACGGCUAUAAUACAGAGAGGAGAGAAAAGGGUUAAUAGCAUCGGGGAGGAAGUCCUGGUAUGCCGGCAAAGUCCCAGUGCACCAAGGGGUCAAAUUUAGAGUUGGCAGAAGUGUUUGUACCCAAUCAGAGACCUUUAGAGUUUCUGCUCUGAAAGGCAAAGAGCAAAAAAGGCCAAAGUUCUCAGUGUCUAAAAACUGGCUGCUGAGUUUACAUGUCAGCGAAUUUCAGAUUGAUUGAUUUUGGAUGGUUGCACCCAGAGAAAAGUCAAGUGAAACCCUUUCCUCUGUAUUCUGGCACUAUAACAACCUUUUUUAUUACAAUCUUAAUCAAAUCAGACACUUGAGGAGUGCAGAUCAUCACACAGUUUAACGUCCAGAAUUUUGUAAACGCACUGGGUGUGUCUGACGGGUCAUGAGGACAAAUAACAGCCCCGCACAUCCGACAUCCUCUUUCCUUCCUGACAAAGUGAAAGUCAAAGCUGUGGAACAAUGGAGACUGAUUUGAGUACAAACUUUAGAGGAUGGUCAGUAAAAACUGUUGAGAAUAAACCACCAAAACUAUAAAAAGUUAUAUUUACAAAAUCACUAAUGUUUGGAGGAGUUGCUCUGCCCUCCUUUAGGAAUCUGACUGGCCACCUUUAGCACUUCUCUGAAUCCUCAACUAUGAUUGGCUGUGAGCUGAGUGACGAUUUAGGAUGUGUUAAGAGGUAGGAUGCAGAUUUCUUUGUCUUAAAUGCAGCACAUUUUCUUUUCUUGGUGUCAAGUAUCUUUUUUUUCAGUCCAUAAAGAGUUUAAUUAAGAAGACAUGUGCCUCACCACUCUUCAAAAAGUUGGGUGUGAUUAACUUUACACUCUCAACGACCCCUCUCUGAGUCAUUAACCCCUGAAUCAUAACAUUUUGGACACACCCCUGCUAAAAAACAGAAAAAAAGACUCAAAAGUCUGAACACCUGUUUCCCUCCUGGCUUAUCCUGAGCUGAAAUCACAAACUAGAGAAGGAAACUGAGAUCGUCUGAAUGUCAACUUCUGGUUGGAUAUUUUGGACAAAUUUCAGUCAGUGUUAAAGCGCAUUGAUCUUACCCAGCCUUUGUAAAAACAUUUAUUGGACUAAUUAAAUAAAAACAACAUGAUAUUCACUUUUAAGACUAGCAGAAAUAAGACCAUUUUAUUUCAUUUUAAAGGUCUUUGCUCUUUAGUUUAAAACAAGGACCUCUUAAAAACUUUGGUAUGCUUUGGAAAAUGAACAGCUGGGAGUUUGGUGUAUGGUCAUGAAUGAAGUCAAACAUUGUGAUGGAUAUAAUAAUCCUAAUUUGAUAUAUAUUAUGUUACUUUAACGUUAAAUUUCUUAGCCCCUGUAGGCAAACCAAGUAAUGACAAUCUAAGUGAUAAUUUACCUGAUUUUCCUCUAGUUUUACUGUGUAUAUAAUUGUUCAUCAAGUAACCAAAGACACCAUGUCUACUAACAAUUAAAAUUCAGUGUAAUAGCAUUAAUAAUCUUGCUGGUUCAAAGAAGCCCUUAAACUGGUGAAAUAUAGCAGGUCGAGUCUCUUCUGUGCGGGAACACCUCAUAUUAAAGUUUGUUGACUUUGUGGGUGGAUGCUGUCAACUUUUACAUGUAUGUUGUAUCACAAUUAACAAUAAAUCUCAACAUUUUGAAGAAUAAA